CCCACGUCUGCAUAUUCAUCUCCAGCCCGGAGUCUGGGGGACACAGGAAUCACGCCGCUAUCCCCUUCCCAUAUCGUGAAUGAUGCUGACCCGAACGUCUCGGAGCAGCAGAUGUUUCUGGUGGUGGUGGCCAUUGACUUUGGAACCACAUCCAGUGGCUAUGCCUACAGCUUCACCAAGGAGCCAGAAUGUAUCCACGUGAUGAGGCGAUGGGAAGGGGGUGACCCUGGGGUGUCCAACCAGAAGACUCCGACCACCAUCUUGUUGACUCCGGAGAGGAAGUUCCACAGCUUUGGGUAUGCCGCCAGGGACUUCUACCAUGACCUGGAUCCCAAUGAGGCCAAGCAGUGGCUGUACCUGGAGAAGUUCAAGAUGAAGCUGCAUACCACGGGGGACCUCACCAUGGAUACAGACCUAACGGCAGCAAACGGCAAGAAAAUCAAAGCCCUCGAAAUCUUCGCGUAUGCCCUGCAGUACUUCAAGGAGCAGGCGCUGAAGGAGCUGAGUGACCAGGCGGGGUCGGAGUUCGAGAACUCUGAUGUCAGAUGGGUCAUCACAGUGCCUGCCAUUUGGAAACAGCCCGCCAAGCAGUUCAUGAGACAAGCUGCCUAUCAGGCAGGCCUGGCCUCCCCCGACACUGCCGAGCAGCUCAUCAUCGCCCUGGAGCCCGAGGCAGCCUCCAUCUACUGCCGGAAGCUGCGGCUGCACCAGAUGAUCGAGCUAAGCAGCAAGGCCGCGGUCAACGGGUACAGCUCCGGUGACACAGUGGGAGCUGGGUUUGCACAGGCUAAGGAGCACAUACGGCGUAAUCGGCAGAGUCGGACCUUUCUGGUGGAGAAUGUCAUAGGAGAAAUCUGGUCCGAGCUGGAGGAAGGUGACAAGUAUGUGGUCGUGGACAGUGGCGGGGGCACCGUAGACCUGACCGUCCAUCAGAUACGGUUACCGGAGGGACAUCUGAAAGAACUGUAUAAAGCAACAGGUGGACCCUAUGGAUCCUUAGGAGUAGAUUAUGAAUUUGAAAAACUUCUGUGUAAAAUAUUCGGAGAGGAUUUUAUCGAACAAUUCAAAAUCAAGCGUCCCGCGGCCUGGGUUGACUUAAUGAUUGCAUUUGAGUCUCGUAAAAGGGCAGCAGCCCCGGACCGAACAAAUCCACUGAACAUCACCCUGCCCUUCUCCUUCAUUGACUACUACAAGAAGUUCCGCGGGCACAGCGUGGAGCAUGCCUUGAGGAAGAGCAACGUGGAUUUUGUGAAGUGGUCCUCACAAGGGAUGCUGAGGAUGAGUCCAGAUGCCAUGAAUGCUCUUUUUAAGCCAACCAUUGACAGCAUCAUUGAGCAUCUCCGGGACCUGUUUCAGAAGCCCGAGGUGUCCACUGUCAAGUUCCUCUUCCUGGUGGGAGGCUUUGCAGAGGCGCCCCUCCUGCAGCAAGCGGUACAGGCUGCCUUCGGCGACACGUGCCGCAUCAUCAUUCCCCAGGACGUGGGCCUCACCAUCCUCAAGGGCGCCGUCCUCUUCGGCCUGGACCCCGCGGUCAUCAAGGUGCGCCGGUCGCCGCUCACAUACGGGGUGGGCGUGCUGAACCGCUACGUGGAGGGCAAGCACCCACCCGAGAAGCUGCUGGUGAAGGACGGAACUCGCUGGUGCACCGACGUCUUCGAUAAGUUCAUCUCCGCCGACCAGUCGGUGGCCCUGGGGGAGCUGGUCAAGCGUAGCUACACCCCGGCCAAGCCUUCCCAGCUGGUCAUCGUCAUCAAUAUCUACAGCUGUGAGCAUGAUGAGGUGAGCUUCAUCACCGACCCCGGGGUGAAGAAGUGCGGCACGCUCCGCCUGGAUCUUACGGGGACCAGCAGCACAGCCGUGCCCACCCGGAGGGAGAUCCAGACCCUCAUGCAGUUCGGGGACACAGAGAUCAAGGCCACGGCUGUCGACAUAGCCACCUCGAAGAGCGUCAAGGUUGGGAUUGACUUCUUAAAUUACUAACAGGCCCGCCCCGCUGCCUGCGACCCCCGCCCCACCCCUGGACUCUGUUCCCCUGCAUCUGCUGACCUCAACCCUGACUGUUCUUUCUCUGUCCUUGACCCUCAGCAUUGCCCACCUGAAUUUCAGCAGGGAAGGUGGGAACGACUAGGGCUAGAAAUAAUUAGGGACUUUUGAGGGCACACUGGAAUCAGAAAAAACUGUCGGAAAUGGGGAUUGAGGUUUGGGAAUAAGAAAUCUGAGGAUCCUGGAAGAGCAGCUAGUUUUCAUAGGUGCCCAGUGGUGAGACAGCCACCCGACAAGGGAGUCAGUCCGUUUCUGCAGCGGCGAUUCAGCUUGCUUUGAACGGAUCUCUGUUAG
Odobenus rosmarus divergens (Pacific walrus) is the source of this 2337-nucleotide messenger RNA. It is a transcript of the gene HSPA12A, whose product is annotated as heat shock 70kDa protein 12A. Lineage: Eukaryota; Metazoa; Chordata; Mammalia; Carnivora; Odobenidae. Bases 112 to 1980 code for a protein of 622 amino acids. The transcript is spliced from 11 exons. The record is from RefSeq and is a predicted model, not a curated record.